GGAUAAACAUGGCGUCAGGGAAGUUACUGAGAGUUUUUUUUCUCCUGAACUGUUUCUCGAGUUUCGUCUCUUGUCUGUUCUUUCACAUCGGAGACACCGAGAGGAAAUGUUUCAUACAGGAGUUACCGGACGACACGCCGCUUAUCGGUAACUAUCGGACGGAGCUGUACGACACACAGAGGGACGAGUACCUGCCGACCCCUCAGGACCACAGGAUACAUGUUUCGGUCAAAGAUCCUGAUGACCAGGUGGUUUUGUCUCGUCCUCUCCCCUCAGAGGGAACCUUCAGAUUUACAUCACACACACCAGGAGAGCACCAGAUCUGCCUGCAGCCAGACUCCUCGCAGCCUGCUGGAGGCCUGUUGACUGUUCACCUGGACAUCAGAGUGGGCGAAGGCACGUACAGCUACCCUGAGUUGGCUGUUAAAGACAAACUGACGCAGCUGGCGCUGAGAGUCCGUCAGUUGAUAGAGCAGGUCGAAGACAUCAAGAGAGGAUGCUACUACCACAGGUACAAGGAGGAACAUUUCCGUCUGACCAACUACAACACCAACAUGUGGAUCUUCUGGUGGCCCGUUAUCCGCUCUCUCUACGUGGUCCUCUUCAUCAUCUGGCACACCAAGUCCUGGUGAAGUCAAACGUCUUCAGUAGCCGUUGGAUCUAUGAGGAGAAAAUAAAAACAAUCAAAGUUAUGACCUUGAAUAUUUCUGGAUGUUGAAGUUUAAUCAAAGAUUUUAAAUGUACUGAGAACCCGACACAUCAGAGGCCCGUAGGACCGAG
Messenger RNA from Epinephelus lanceolatus (giant grouper), 780 nucleotides. It is a transcript of the gene tmed9, whose product is annotated as transmembrane p24 trafficking protein 9. NCBI's taxonomy places the organism in Eukaryota, Metazoa, Chordata, Actinopteri, Perciformes, Serranidae. The record is from RefSeq and is a predicted model, not a curated record.